AUGACAGACACCGAAGAAUCCCCAAAGCAAACUUCGAAAACUCCCAAGAGCACAUCUAAGACACCAAAGACUCCUACAAAGACUCCUGCAAAAUCACCUGCACCAAAGAGUGUUAAGAAGAACGUUCCAAAAGCUCCAUCAACACCAGAGCCAGCACAAACCCGCUCAGAGCCUCCCGAUUCUCCAGAAAGAAUGGCUCCAUCGGCCAUCUCAGACAAUGAGGAUCACCUCACCAAUGGAGAGCAAGAGGAUUACGAGGAAGAUGAUGAAGGAACCGAGGAGAACGGUGUUGCAGAGGGAGAAGAGGAAGGAAGAGAGGAAGAUGAUGAGGAAGCCCCAGUAGAAGAAGAGGAAGAACUCACUGAGCGCGAUCCAAAUGAAGAUUCCCGAAAUGUUGGAGAGGCCACAGACAAGGCUUCUCAGGCUUCUCAUGCUUCAGACGAGAAGGAAGUUGAUGGUGUUGUCGAUGGUGUUCAAGAAAAGGCCACCGAGGCAGGUGAAGAUGUCAAGGAUAAGGCUUCUGAGACUGGCAAAGAUGCCAAGGAAACUACCGAAUCUAAAGCUGGAGAUGCUAAGGAAACCACAGAAUCUAAGGCUGGAGAUGCCAAGGAAACCACAGAGUCCAAGGCCGGAGAUGUCAAGGACACUCUCGAGUCCAAAGCUGGCGACGCAGAGGAAACUGCUAAGGAUACUGGCAAAGAAGCCGGUGAAAUCGCAGAGGAUACUGAAGCUGCUGGAAAGGUUAAUGAAAAGGGCGAAGUCAUUGAUGACGACGGAAAUGUCAUUGGCAAAGUCAACGAAGCUGAUAUUGACGCAUCCAAACUUAAGGACAGCAUUGUCAAUGAGGAAGGAGAUGUCUUGGACAAGGAAGGCCAAAUCAUCGGAUCCGCAGACCCAGUUGAGGACGCCGAAGAUGCUCUGGGAGAGGUUGCCGAUGGUGCCAAGUCACCAGCUGACAGCGCAAAAUCGGGUCUCGAAGGAGAGAAGCCAGAUCUUAAGGACGUCACUGAAGGUGCGAAAGAGAAGGCUGACGAUACCAAAUCCAAAGCCGACGAUGCUGUUUCGAAACCAGACGCCGAUCCAGUUGAAGAACCAAUCAUCCCACAAUCUAAACUCAAGGGUCCAUUUGAGAUCCAAGAGUCGGGUGAGAUUCUUGAUGCUGAUAAGAAGGCAAUUGGUAAACUCCAAGAUGAUGUUGAUCUCAAAUCUUUGGUCGGUAAGCAAGGUGUCAAUGUUGAUGAUGAGGGUAAUCUUGUCGGAGAGAACGGCACUAUCAUUGGAAAGAUCGAUUUGCUCCCAGUUGAUCAACUCCCCAUUCCAGAAAGCGUUAGAGAGCGCAUCAUGAACGUUGGUGUCGCAGAAAGCGCUAGCCAGCUCGGAAGCAAAAUCGGCUCCAAGGUCGAAGGCUCCAAAGCUGAUCUUGGUUCAAAUGCCGAUCUCGGAUCUCAGGUUCCAGAAGGCCAAGAAGUCAAGGAGGGUGUUGAAGGCGCCGUUGAAGAGGGCAAAGAAGGCGCCGAAGGUGCUGUUGAAGAAGGAAAGGAAGGUCUUGAAGGAGCAACUGACGAGGCUAAGGCAAAUGUCGAGGGUGCUACCGAUGAGACCAAGGAAGGCGCCGAGGGUGCCGUCGAGGAAGGAAAGGAAGGUCUCGAAGAGGCAACUGACGAGGCUAAGGCAGAUGUCGAAGGCGCCACAGAAGAGGCCAAAGACACUGCUGAAGACGUCCAGGAGGAAGCCGAAUCCGAUAUCCCACCUGUCUCCAUUCUCGAGGGUCUCAAGGUCAACAAGUCCGGAAAGAUCGUCGAUAGAGAUGGAAACCCAGUUGGUCAACUUGUUGAAGGUGAUGCCAAGAAACUUGCUGGCAAGAAGUGCGACAAGGAGGGGAAAAUCUAUAACGAUACUGGUAAGGUCGUUGGCCGUGCCGAACCUCUCCCAGAAGCCGAAGAGAAUGGAUCAUCACCAUUUGAAGACUUCCCUGGUGCAAUUGUUGAAAAAUCUGGCAAGAUCGUUUACGAGGGUCAAGUCAUUGGUCAAGUCGUCGAGGGUGAUGUCAAGAAGAUGAUUGGCAAGACUGUUGAUGAGGACGGUGAUAUCCUUGACAAGAACGGCAACGUCAUUGGAAAGGCGGAACGCACCGAAGAAGAACCAGAGCUAGAGCCAGAAGGACCAGAUUACUCUGUCCUUUUCGACAAGAAGGUAAACAAGCUCGGAAAUGUCACUGAUGACUCUGGUCGUGUUGUUGGUCGCAUUAUUCAAGGUGCUUUGAAGAACAUGAUCGGUCGCCGAUGUGAUAAGGACGGUGCCAUCUGGGGUGACAGCGGAAAGAAGAUUGGUCAAGCUGAGCCAAUUCCAGAAGCCGAGAAGGAAGAACUCAGGGAGCCAGCACCAUUCGAGGACUUCCCAGAUGCUACUGUUGAGUCCAACGGCGAUGUUGUUCACAAUGGCGAAGUCAUUGGCAAGGUCAUUGAAGGCGAUGCCAAGAAACUCAAGGGUAAGAAGGUUGACGCGGAUGGAGAUAUCUUGUCUGCUAGCGGAAACGUUCUUGGUAAGGCUGAAAGAUGGGAAGCCCCUGAAGCCGAACCAGAGCCAGAAGUCGACAACUCUUCCCUGGGUGGAAAGCGUGUCAACAAAGCCGGUAACGUCGUCAACAAAUCUGGAGAAAUUUACGGUCGCGUUGUUGAAGGUGAUAUCAAGCAGCUCGCUGGCAAAAUGUGCGAUAAGCAAGGGUUUGUCAGAAAUGAGGGAGGAGAUAUCAUUGGAAAGUGCGAGGUCGUUCCAGAGGGUGACCGAGAAGGUUUGAAGGAAGGUCCUUUCACAGACUUCGACGGUUGCACCGUCAACAAGGAAGGUAAAGUGGUUACCUCAUCUGGAGAAGUUGUCGGUCGAUUGGUCUCUGGUGAUGCCAACGUUCUCUUCGGUCGUGCUGUUGAUGAUGAUGGCGAGAUUGUCGACAAGAACGGUAACGUCCUUGGUAGAGCUGAGAGAUGGAAAGAGGAGGAAGUCCAAAAGGAUGUCAGCCCAAUGGCUGGCCGCAAAGUCAACAAGGAGGGUAAUGUUGUUGACGAGAACGGUGAUAUCAUUGGUAAAUUGACAACUGGUGAUCUCAAGCUCUGCGCGGGCAAGAAGAUUGAUGACGAUGGAGAUGUUGUCGAUCAAAAGGGUAACUCACUCGGACACGUGACUCUUCUCGAGGAUAUCGUCGAAGAUGAACCCGAGCCAGAGCCAGAGGCAGAGCCUGAACCAGAACCAGAGGUUGAAGAGCCUGAGGCAGAGCCAGAGGAGACCGAGGAAGAAAAGAAGAAGCGAGAGGAAGCUGAACUCGAUGAAAAGAUUUGUGGUCAAAUGACCUACUGCGUCGAAGAUGCUCUCGGAAAGAUCAAACCAGUUCUGAAACAGAUUAUCUCACACAUCGACAAAGCGGAGCGUACUCCAAAGGAUGAGCUUGAUGAAGAGGACCUUGUCAACAAGGUCAAGCCAUUGAUCGAAGAAGGUGGCCGUAUCCUUUCUGAGGCUAAUUCCUCCAUCCGUGCUCUUGACCCUGGUGGAAGACUUGCUUCUCAGGCCAAGGCUAAGACAGCAGCUCAUGAAGCUACUCCAGCAGAGUAUCAUCUCGCUGAUUGUCUCAAAGAGCUUACCGGCACUGUCAGUGAGACUAUCGAGAAUGCCAAGAGAAAGAUUGAAGGCAUGCCACACGCCAAGAAGGAAAUCAAUCCCCUGUGGAACCUUCUUUCAGAGCCGCUUGCCCAAAUUCUCGCCGCUGUCGGCUUGCUUUUGAGUGGUGUUCUCGGAUUAGUCGGUAAAUUGCUGAGUGGACUUGGUCUUGGCGGCUUGCUUGACAACCUUCUCGGAGGUCUUGGUCUUAAGGGACUGUUGAACGGUCUUGGACUUGGAAUGGUGGUUGAUUCCAUCACUGGCAAGAAGAAGAAAUAA
Botrytis porri is the source of this 3927-nucleotide messenger RNA. RefSeq lists its product as uncharacterized. The record is from RefSeq and is a predicted model, not a curated record. The coding region runs from base 1 to 3927 and encodes 1308 amino acids. Lineage: Eukaryota; Fungi; Ascomycota; Leotiomycetes; Helotiales; Sclerotiniaceae. The transcript is spliced from 3 exons.